CGCCGUCCGGUACUUUUUGGAGCAAACAACCCAAACAUCUCUGAUUUGUCAGGAAUGAAUUGAGCGAAACGCGCCCGUGGGCUUUCGCGUUUGUUCCUCCAUCUUUGUUUCUUUUGUCCAUACCAGCCUGGUGAUAAAUGAAAUUUUCAUUUUCUAUCAGCGACACAAGUCCAUGGUCUGAAUUCUUGCUUGUCUACCUCCUUCCAACUCUCUCUCAGAGUUUACACCCGCAUCUCAAGCACCUACUCUCCUGGUCUUAUCCCUUGAUCGCUCCAUCUCUUGCAUUGCUCUCAAAAGUUCCUCGGGGAGCUUCCUCCAGACUAGUUGUAGCUAGUCCGUCAACUGUCAAGCUGCUACUAUCAACGCACUUUCAUCAUGGCUGAAGAAAUCCUAAUUGAUAGAAAUACAUUCUUCACUCGAUUAUCGAGCUUAUAUACAGCUUGGAAGGCAGAUAAACGAUCCGGCAAUGCUAGCUUUGGUGGUGUCUCGUCCAUCAUCAUCCUUAUGGGGAAAACUGAUGAGGCAAAUAGCUUCCAAAAAAACAACGCGAUGCAUUUCUGGCUGCUUGGCUAUGAGUUCCCUGCGACACUGCUAGUCUUCACAACGGAGGUGGUGUAUGUUGUGACCACAGCCAAAAAAGCGAAGCAUCUAGAACCACUGAGGGGCGGAAAGUUCCCAGUAGAGAUAUUAGUAACUUCCAAAGACCCCGAAGAGAAGAUGAAGUCGUUUGAAAAGUGCAUCGAGGUUAUCAAAAAUGCUGGCAAAAGAGUAGGUAUCUUGGCAAGGGAUACAACUACGGGUCCCUUCGCCGAGGACUGGAGGAAAGCCUAUACUGCCGUCUCCAAAGAUGUAGAAGAGGUCGAUAUUUCGCCAGCCCUUUCGGCCGCGUUCUCGGUGAAGGAUACAGAUGAACUAGUCUCAAUACGAAAUGCGUCUCGAGCUUGUACUGGGCUGAUGUCCGAAUACUUCGUUGAUGAAAUGUCUCGCUUACUUGAUGAAGAGAAGCAAAUGACUCAUAAAGCACUAUCAAUGCGGAUUGAUGCAAAGAUUGACGAUGCGAAGUUUUUCAAUAAGCUAGGAAAAUUACCGGCUGAAUUCGACCCCCAACAAAUCGAUUGGGCUUAUGGACCCGUCAUUCAAAGUGGAGGAAAAUAUGAUCUCAAGCUCACAGCAGCCUCGGACAGCAACAAUCUCCAGCCGGGAAUCAUCAUUGCCGGCUUCGGGAUUCGCUACAAAACAUACAGUUCGUUGAUUGCUCGUACUUACUUGGUAGAUCCGAGCAAAGCGCAGGAAUCAAAUUAUGCUUUCCUACUCAAUAUACGCGAAACUAUCAUGAAAGAGGUUCGCGACGGCACGGUAGGUAAGGAUCUGUACAACAAGGCGGUUAGCCUGGUUCGAGCCAAAAGACCGGAAUUGGAAGCCCAUUUUCUUAAAACCGUCGGUGCGGGUAUAGGAAUUGAGCUUCGAGAUGCCAACAUGGUGCUUAAUUCAAAGAACGAAAAAGUCCUGAAGAGCGGCAUGACCUUUUCCAUCACAGUCGGGCUGACGGAUGUGGAAGAGUCGAACACAAAAGACAAGAAAAAUGCCAUCUAUUCAAUGGUCAUCACUGAUACUGUUCGUGUUGGAGAUACCGGCCCACUUGUGUUUACGAAAGAAGCUGGCGUUGAUAUGGAUUCUGUAUCAUUCUAUUUUGGGGAUGAAGAGGAACCUCAAAAGCCUGUCAAGGAGAAGAAAGAGUCCAAACCAAACGCCAUUGCCAACAGAAAUGUUACACGGACUAAACUUCGCGCUGAAAGACCGACACAAAUUAAUGAAGGUGCCGAGGCACGACGCCGUGAACACCAAAAAGAAUUAGCCACAAAGAAGACCAAGGAAGGGCUUGACAGAUUUGCCGGGACCACUGGAGAUGAUAAUGGAGUCACCCAGAAAAAGUUUAAGCGAUUCGAGUCCUACAAAAGAGAUAAUCAACUGCCGACGAAGGUCAAAGACUUGAUUGUGUAUGUAGACCAAAAGGCUGCGACCGUUAUUGUCCCCAUUAUGGGUCGCCCAGUACCAUUUCACAUCAACACAAUCAAAAAUGCCAGCAAAAGUGAUGAAGGAGAGUACGCGUACCUCCGAAUCAAUUUUCUUUCUCCCGGCCAAGGUGUUGGUAGAAAGGAUGACCAGCCCUUUGAAGAUCUAUCGGCGCAUUUUUUGCGAAACUUGACCCUUCGAUCCAAAGAUAAUGACCGUCUUGCUCAAGUGGCGCAGGAUAUUACGGAGCUGAGAAAGAAUGCAUUGCGACGCGAGCAGGAAAAGAAGGAAAUGGAGGAUGUCGUCGAACAAGAUAAAUUGGUUGAAAUCAGGAAUCGUCGCCCGGUCAAGCUACCUGAUGUCUAUCUUCGGCCUCCUUUGGACGGCAAGCGAGUUCCUGGAGAGGUUGAGAUUCAUCAAAACGGUCUUCGUUAUAUGUCACCCUUCCGGAAUGAACAUGUGGAUGUGCUGUUCAGCAACGUGAAGCAUUUGUUUUUUCAACCAUGUGCUCAUGAGCUCAUUGUCCUUAUACACGUUCAUCUGAAGACUCCAAUAAUGAUCGGUAAAAGAAAGACCAGGGACGUGCAAUUCUAUAGAGAGGCUACCGAAAUGCAGUUCGAUGAAACCGGUAAUCGCAGGCGCAAGCACCGCUACGGAGAUGAGGAAGAAUUCGAAGCUGAACAGGAAGAGCGACGACGACGGGCGGCUCUAGACCGGGAAUUCAAGGCCUUUGCCGAAAAGAUCGCAGAUGCUGGCAAGGACGAGGGUGUGGAUGUUGACAUCCCGUUUAGGGAAAUUGGAUUUACUGGUGUCCCAAAUCGGUCUAACGUUCUGAUUCAACCCACGACAGAUGCUCUCGUUCAACUGACAGAACCGCCCUUCCUGGCAAUCACCUUAAAUGAGGUGGAGAUUGCUCAUCUAGAAAGAGUACAAUUUGGGCUCAAAAACUUCGAUCUUGUAUUUGUUUUCAAAGACUUUCACAGGGCCCCUGUGCACAUAAAUACAAUCCCAGUUGAGUCAUUGGAAGGGGUAAAAGAUUGGUUAGAUUCCGUUGACAUCGCGUUUACUGAGGGGCCUCUGAACUUGAAUUGGACAACUAUCAUGAAGACAGUUGUCAGCGAUCCGUAUGGGUUCUUUGCCGAUGGAGGUUGGUCGUUCCUGGCGGCAGAAUCUGAUUCGGAGGGUGGCUCUGAUGAAGAAGAAGAGUCUGCAUUUGAGCUUUCCGAAUCAGAGCUUGCUGCAGCUGAUGAGAGCUCAGAAGAUGAUAGCGAGUUCGAUGAUGAUGCUAGCGCCGAGGCAACAGAUGAUUUCAGUGCGGACGAAGAGAGCGGUGAGGACUGGGAUGAGUUGGAAUUGAGGGCAAAGAAGAAGGACAGGGAAAGCGGCCUGGACGAUGAAGAUCGGGGUAAAAAGCGCAAGAGGUGAAUGAUCAAUUAUUCUUAGUGAUUGGAAACUAGCUAGGAUGUGCAUGGUAAAGUUAGGGCUGGGAUUGGGCAUCCAAAUAUGACUCUCUCUUGAUACUACAAAUUGUACAAGAAAAACCCAUUCCAUUUGAGGCGCAAAUAAGACAAAUAAAU
Aspergillus heteromorphus CBS 117.55 is the source of this 3590-nucleotide messenger RNA. RefSeq names its product chromatin-remodeling protein SPT16 (gene spt16). Gene Ontology annotation, molecular function: nucleosome binding. Bases 376 to 3438 code for a protein of 1020 amino acids. The record is from RefSeq and is a predicted model, not a curated record. NCBI's taxonomy places the organism in Eukaryota, Fungi, Ascomycota, Eurotiomycetes, Eurotiales, Aspergillaceae. The transcript has 7 exons. Gene Ontology annotation, cellular component: FACT complex. Gene Ontology annotation, biological process: positive regulation of transcription elongation by RNA polymerase II; transcription elongation by RNA polymerase II.